Labeo rohita (rohu) is the source of this 8704-nucleotide messenger RNA. RefSeq names its product SMAD family member 10a (gene smad10a). The record is from RefSeq and is a predicted model, not a curated record. The transcript has 12 exons. Gene Ontology annotation, cellular component: heteromeric SMAD protein complex. Gene Ontology annotation, molecular function: I-SMAD binding; DNA-binding transcription factor activity, RNA polymerase II-specific; RNA polymerase II cis-regulatory region sequence-specific DNA binding. Gene Ontology annotation, biological process: transforming growth factor beta receptor signaling pathway; anatomical structure morphogenesis; regulation of transcription by RNA polymerase II. NCBI's taxonomy places the organism in Eukaryota, Metazoa, Chordata, Actinopteri, Cypriniformes, Cyprinidae. Bases 363 to 2120 code for a protein of 585 amino acids.
GGCCACUUGCGCAGACAUGGAGAGCAUCAGUGAGUCUGAUAAUAAGGGUCUCGGAGACGCUCCCCCCAGAUUAGAGUUGAUGAUGCUCAGAGAUCUGAAGUGUCAGGAUCCGUCAGUGCUCCACCAGCUCUCAAUUACCACUGCACUCUAGAAAUCUUGCACUUUUGCACUUGCAACAUCUCAUGCAAAGAUCACAGGGGUUUUCAUCACAGCGGCAUGAAGUUCUGCUUCUUAGGUACAAAAUACAAAAUCACAUUUAAACCAUCUCAGUCACUCACAGCGAAUGCUGUUAUAAAAAAUUUUUUUAAUAUCAAAACACUUUUUUUCCAGACUCAGUUUAUUGUGCAUGAAAAACUGUGAGUAUGUGGCCUUCACGUGAAGUCGGAAAUGUCAGCAGCAGGAUGUCCGUGAACCCUCCCAACAGUAAUGACGCCUGCCUCAGCAUCGUGCACAGCCUCAUGUGCCACAGGCAGGGCGGCGAAAACGAGGGCUUCGCCAAGCGUGCCAUCGAGAGCCUGGUCAAGAAACUGAAGGAGAAGAAAGACGAGCUAGACUCCCUCAUCACCGCCAUCACCACCAACGGAGUCCAUCCCAGCAAGUGCGUGACCAUCCAGAGGACGCUGGACGGACGCCUACAGGUUGCCGGUCGCAAAGGUUUUCCUCAUGUAAUCUAUGCGCGGUUGUGGCGCUGGCCCGACCUUCACAAGAAUGAGCUGAAGCAUGUGAAAUUCUGCCAGUAUGCAUUUGACCUCAAAUACGAUAAUGUCUGUGUCAACCCUUACCAUUAUGAGAGAGUGGUGUCACCAGGCAUCGUUGGUCUCAGUCUUCAAAACACGGGUCCCACUGGCAGACUGAUAAAGGAAGAGUACAGCCACGACUGCAUUCAGAUGGACGUCCCCCCAGGCCUGCCUCCUCCCCAGCAGGAUCACCAGGGGGCGAUGAAGCUCCCUCCUCCGGACCACUACGGCCAGCCACUGCCUCCUCUACAGCUGCCUUCAGAACCCAGCCGCGCGCCCCCACCAGUCACCCUUUACUCCAACAUGCCCCUCUCCCCCACCACUUCAGGCUCUAUGAUGCCGAUGCAGGGAGGUCAUGGUGAAGGCUUACUACAGAUUGCGUCUCCUCAGGGUCAGGUCAUGACCCCUACACCUCCCCCUUCCACUCCCACACAUGGACCCCCACAGACCCCCGUCCCACCCCAGCCUCCACCCAACCAGAACGGCUACAACAGCUCCAAACACUCCCAGACACAAGGCUCCUUUCACACAACCUGGACAGGCAGCAGCACAGCCUCCUACACUCCUGUAGGACCCCAGCAAAACGGACGUGGCCACCAGCCUCCUCUCCAUCACCCACACUUCUGGUCUCAACAUCACAGUUCAGCGUCUUUCCCUCCUCCAGUCUCCAACCAUCCAGGUCCUGAGUUUUGGUGUUCCAUCUCGUACUUCGAGAUGGACGUGCAGGUGGGGGAGAUGUUUAAAGUGCUGUCCAGCUGUCCGGUGGUGACGAUUGACGGGUAUGUGGACCCCUCAGGAGGUGACCGCUUCUGCCUGGGUCAGCUUAGUAAUGUGCACCGCACAGAUGCCAGUGAGCGUGCCAGGUUGCACAUAGGUAAAGGAGUGCAGCUAGAGUGUCGCGGUGAGGGCGAUGUGUGGAUGCGCUGCAUGAGCGAUCACGCCGUCUUUGUGCAGAGUUACUACCUGGACAGAGAAGCGGGUCGAGCGCCGGGAGAUGCGGUGCACAAAAUCUACCCAGGGGCCUACAUAAAGGUCUUUGACCUCAGGCAGUGCCACAGGCAGAUGCAGCAACAGGCGGCCACGGCGCAGGCGGCAGCGGCAGCACAGGCCGCAGCGGUGGCAGGAAAUAUUCCAGGACCAGGAAGUGUUGGUGGAAUCGCUCCUGCAGUCAGCCUCUCGGCAGCAGCAGGGAUCGGUGUGGAUGAUCUCCGGAGGCUGUGCAUCCUGCGCCUGAGUUUCGUGAAGGGCUGGGGUCCCGACUACCCACGGCAGAGCAUUAAGCACACCCCCUGCUGGGUGGAGGUGCAUUUGCACCGGGCGCUGCAGCUGCUGGACGAGGUGCUGCACACGAUGCCACUGGCAGACCCUGGACCAGCUAACUGAGAGCGAACAAUACACAGCAAACACUCACCACACAGAUACUGGACUCACUACAGUAAGCGUGCGAAGCGCAUUACGUGCUACAGUGCGCUUCGCACUUUUAUCAGUCGUUAGAAUCCCAGUGGAAAAAACCACAGAAAUUCACUACUCUAAAAUUCAUGUUUUUGAAAGAUAUUUCAGUGCAUUUUAUUGUUCUGUAGUGAAAUGUUGCAUUUCUUUUCGGGUGAAUCUCACUAAAACAUGUCUAGGUUAUAUUUCACUCCAGUAUUAAAAAGUAUAUUUGCUUAAAGAGAAUGAAGACUUUGUUUUGCAUCACGACUAGGGUUGCAAAAGGGUGGACAAUUUCCAAAAACUUUCCAAAAGUCUCUAAAAGAUACUGGAAAUUUACCAAAAAUGCUCUGCCCCAUUGCAACCCCAAUUGUGAUGUUAUUUUUAAUUAAUCAAGCACAUUUUUCCCACCAAAUUUUAAAUAAUUCCGAAUUCCUGCCAAUGAAGUUUAUAUUAUUAUAUUACUGUUUAUUGUAUAGUAUAUAUUGUAUAUUAUUCUGUAUACUAUAUAAUUAUUUAUGCACAAAUUGAAAAAAAUGUUUUAUUAAAUUUAGUAUAAUUUAAGGGAGGUCAAAUAAAUUAAAUAUAUAUGAGAUAACAUUUGUACAUUAUUGUAGUAUUUUUGAACAUCAUAUUUAACAGAAUAAUGAUGAUAUAUUAUAUAUCAUGAUUAUUUAAAAAAAAUACUUCAGUGAGAGUUGGGAAGAAUAUGCUUGGUUAUCAUGAAAAUAAUGCUAAAAUAAGUUUUAUUUUCUUUUUACGGAAUAUAAUUUGCUAUUAGUUUUUCUUGAUUUUAUGGUGAAAUAUGACCUGGAUAUGUUCUUGAUGGGAUUCGUGAGAUUCAUCUGUUCAAAUUAGAUGUAUAUACCUUAGCGCUACAGGUCUACUAAUGAAUGCAAGUUUACACAGGGUUGAUUGCAGAUUAAGUUCAGGGAAAUAGCUUUAUUGUUCAUAUGCCUUUCUAGCUUUGCACAUCAUGCAGUUAUACUAAGAAUAUUAGAGCUUAGUUUUGCAAUACUGGUAGAAAAGCUUCAAAUCAGUCCUUGCGAGAAUUUAAUUUAUGGGUCAAUGUCUGAACAUAAAACAAAAGGCAAGAAUAACCGCCGCUUUUGCAAUGGCCUUGGUUCCAGAAGUAUUUUUCCCAUUCAUUCACUCCAAAAGAGUUGUGAGCUACAAAAUGAAAAUCACAAAAAAUAUGCAGUUGAAUUUAAAUGAGUUUGUAUAUUAAAUAUUUGAAGUUUAUUGCAAAAUAUUUGUUCAAAUACUGGAAUCUCUGGAGAAAAUGAAUGUUGUUUUUACUUCUGGAGCCAUGAUCUGUUACUCUCUGGAAUCACACAAACACACAAAGACGACACAAAUGAGGAAGAGACUGUUCAACCUCCAUAAACUCAGAAUAUCUUGAGAUCCACGGGUUUGGUAGCACUAAAUGCUUCAGAGCAAAUGUACGUGGUUGUGUUGGCGCUGGUCACUUCAGGAAGCGUUGGAAAGGACCAGCUGAUGUAGAUGCAAACCUGCCUCUGAGAGACAAACUGAAGCAGACAGAAAACAGGACAAACUGUCAAAACAAAAAACGCUCAUCAUCUCUGUGCUCGUGCUGUGUUCCUCUACAUGUGGACCUCAACUCAGCUAUGACGCGGCUUACUAUCCAGGCAUCUUAUUAGUUAGACUUGCAAUAGCCUUUCAGCUCCUUUAUUUUCAUACCAAAAAAAAAGAAGAAAAAAAAUUGUUCAGCUUUAAAAUGGUGGUAUAUUAGUAUUGUGACGCAGUUCGGUGUUUGUAACCAAAUCAUUUGCCAUGUGGUGUAACUCACCAAAGCCAGAUUACCUCAUGAUAAUCAAGCAUGAACCCAGUGGAUUUUUCUUUAUGCCAAAAUGUGUCUGGAAUCUUCUACUUUCUGGACGUCAUGCUCACCUCAUACUUUAACCAAAACAAAACAGGGCGUGUCUUGAACCGAAUGUAGAGCCUUGAUGCACCGACUGACCGAUUUCAAACAACGGGUUUUUGCCAACACCAGUUACUCAGCUUUAGCAUUUAAUCUCAACCAGAAACUCACAUCUGGAUUGUGACCAAAUUUCAGCCCCAUACCACUACAACCUUUUGCAAACGGGUAGAACAUCUAAACUUCAAACCUUAAGCAAUGAACUUUAUUGUUUUGCUGCCUUCUCAAAUUGAAAUGUCUAUAUUUUACUGUACACUGACAGGAAAUUAUGCAUAUAUUAAAAGACCCUUCAUUUUGGUUUAUUUAAUAUGUACAUCCAGUACAAAUGCAACUGAAAUCUAAUAGUAAAAGUGCAACUUUUACUUUUCAUUAUAGAAUGUUAAAGUCAACAUGAAAUCAAGAUUCAUCCUGGUGACUUUCUUAACACGUGUUCCUGAUCUCAUUGUGCAUGAAGACUGAAAAUUCAGCUUUGACACCACAGGAAUAAAUUUCACUUUCAAACAUGUUUGAAUAGAAAACAGUUAUUCUGAAUUGUAAAAAUAUUUCAGGGGCUCCAGGGGCUAAAAUGGUAAUGGAAGAAAAUAUGAGAUGGGAGGAACAAUUAUAUUCUUGCAAAAGUUUUGUGUUCCACCUAGAAACUCUCACAAAAGUUUUGCAAUCUCAUAACAUAUUUGCAUAUUUUUUGCACAACAAUUUGGAAAAUAUUGCAAUCACUCUUAAAAAAAAAAGUGACAUUUGUGACGUCACAACAUUUGUCGUCUCUUAUAAAACAUGCAGUCUCUCAAAAUAUUUGUGAUCUCGUAAAACAUUUGUGAUCUCCUGUAAAAACAAUUGCGUUUUCUUGCAAAAAUAUGUAAUCUCGUAAACAUUUGUUAUGUUGCACAAUAUUUGCCGUUCUCAUAAAUUUUGCAGUAUCUCGCAAAAUAUUUCUAUAUAUCUCGUGAUCUCGUAAAUAAUUUGCAAUUUGGCACACAUAAUUGUGAUCUCAUAAAACAGUUGCGAUCUGUUGCACAACAUUUGUGGUGCACAACAUUGGCAAUCUCAUAAACUAUUUGCAAUCUCUCAUAAAACAAUUGGAUUUCUCACAAAAAUUUGCAAUCUUGUAAACAUUUGCUAUGUUGCACCAUAUCUGUCAGAACAUUGCAAAAUAUUACGUCUUGAAAAUUGUGCGAUCUCUCGCAAAAUAUUUGCGAUCUCGUAAAAACAUUUGUGAUCUGUUGAACAUUUGGAAUGUUACACAAAAUUUGCAUUCUCGUAAAUCAUUUGCGAUUUGUCACACAACAUUUGUGAAUUCGUAAAGGAUUCGCGAUGUCUCAUAAAAUAAUGCUCUGCAUCAUAUUUGUCAUAUAAUAUUGCAAAAUAUUAUGUCUCUCAUAAAUUGUGCAAUCUCUCGCAAAAUAUAAUAUAUAAUAAUAUUUCGUAAGAGUGAUCUUUUGUAAAACAUCUGUGACCUCGUAAAUUUUUGUGAUAUCUUGCACAACAUUUGCCAUCUCUUGGUAAAUAUUUGUGAUCUCCCAUAAAAAACUUGUGAUCUCAUAAAACAUUUGUGAGAUUUGUUGUCUUUCGUAAAACGAGCAUAAAAUAUUUGCAAUCUCAUAAAAACAAUUGCGUUUCUUGCAAAAAUGUGCAAUCUCAUUUGCUAUCUUGCACAAUAUUUGCUGUGCAGUGUCUCGCAUAACAUUUGUGAUCUGUUUAACAUUUGCAAUGUCUUGCACAAUAUUUUUGAUCUUGUAAAUCAUUUGCAAUUUGUCACACAACAUUUGCAAAUUCGUAAAACAUCUCAUAAAAUAAUUCUGAUUUCUCACAAAAAUUUGCAAUCUCAUGCACAAUAUUUGCCAUCUCAUAAAUCAUGCAGUCUAUUAUAAAAUAUUUGCGAUCUCAUAAAGCAUGAGCAAUCUCUCGUAACACAUUUGCGAUGUCACAAUUUUUGCUGUCUCUUAAAACAUUUGCAGUCUCAUAAAUAUUUGCAAUCUCAUAAAACAUUUCUCGUAAAACAUUUGCAAUCUCUUGCACAACAUUUGCAAUCGUAUAAAUAAUUUGUGAUUUGUGACACGUUUGCGAUCUCUCGCACAGCAUUUGCAGUCUCGUAAAAUAUUAGCAAUCUCUUGUAAAACAUUUGCAAUGUCACACAAUAUUUGCCAUCUCUCACAAAAUAAUUGUGAUCUCAUAAAACAUUUGAGAUCUCUCACACAACAUUGGCAAUCUCAUAAAAUAUUUCCAAACUUUUAAAAUAAUUGUGAUUUCUUGAAAACAUUUGCCAUCUCUCAUUAAACAUUUUCGUUCUCAAAAGUAAUGCGUUCCUCAGAGAAACUUUGCAUUCUCUCAAAACAUUUGCUUUGUCUUGCAACAGUAUUGCAUUCCCCAAAAAUACUUUGCAUUCGCUCACAAACAUAUGCAAUGUCAAAAUAUUUGCCAUGUCAUAAAACAUUUGGGAUUUGUCACGCAACAUUUGCAGUCUCGUAAAAUAUUUGCAAUCUCAUAAAACAAAUGCAAAACUUUUGCAAUGUCAAACGUAAAACGUGCAAUCUCUCGCAACAUAAUUGUGAUCUCAUAUAACAUUUGCGAUCUGUCGCACAUCAUUUUUUCGCAAUAUUUUUUUAAUAUUUGCAAUCUCUCGUAAAACAUUUGUGAUGUCACACAAAAUUUGCCAUCUCAUAAAAUGUGCAAUCUCUCUAAAAAUAUUUGCACUCUCAUAAAACAUUUACGAUCUGUCUUGCAACAUUUACAAUCUUGUAAAAUAUUUUCAAACUCAUAAAAUAAUUUUCUCGCAAAACAUUUGCGAUCUCUCGUUAAACAUUGUUCCAUAGUGUUCCACAGAGAAACUCCCAUUCUCAAAUAUUUGCAUUGUAGUAUAGCAUUACCUUAGUAUUGCAUUUUUCUCCCAUCUCGUAUUAUUUCCAUCACAAAACUCGUAAAAAUUUAGGAGAGAAUGCAAAAGCAUUUCUCCCAUCAGCAUGUCCCUAUAGGGCCUCCAUAGUUUUACUGCAUUUUUGAUCAAAUAAAUGCAGACUUCUUUUAAAAACAUUACCAUCCCCAAACUUUUGAACAACAUUGAAUACGACGCCCAUUCUUACUACAGAAAAAUGUUGCAUUACAAGAGAAAAUGCUUUGCAAGUGCCAUUUCAUGUUGACUUUAAUCACAUCCUCGUUAUUUUCAGUGCUUGAAGUAUUAUUUGUCGCAACUUAAGCAAAACUAUUCAGUAGAGGAUUGUAUGAUGUUCUGCAUUCCCAGUAUUUUUUCCAUAGUAAUAAUCUUUGUGCCUUUCCUUUGUGUUCAUAGACAGAUUCUGCAAUUACUAAAAAGCCCUUCCUAGUUGUUCUCACGUUGAUUAUGAACAUCGCAAACCUAUUGGUCUAAAAUGCUCCAGUAGUUUAAAGCAAUGAAGUACGUCAGGGAUGUUUCAGUCGUCUUACAGUCGAGUUUUCAGGUUUCGUUUUGACCCCACAUUUGUAAAUUGGGCGACGCAAAAGAUGCAAACUCUUCACCUGCAGGGUUGUUCACAUCGGCUCAGGUCACGUUGAGAAUUACGAGCCUUUCGGGAAUUUAUCGUAAAGCAUAAUGCCUUGUUUUCUUUCUUUUCCUUGACCGUCGGUUGCUAUAAAACAUGAAAUUUAGAUGUCAGGUAUACUCAUUGUUUGAAUGAGUGCCUUUGUGCUGUACUUCAUCGGAUACGUGUUACAUAUACAUACACUGCAGAUUAAAUGCUAAUUACGGUAAAGCUGUAGUUUUAAUACAGAUUUCAAAGGCACUUUGCAAUGUACGCAAUCAGUGUUGAGUUAUCUUGAAACCAGUAUGCUAUCUUGAGGUCAUUUUGGGUGAUAUAGAUUUAAGCUCUCGCAUUACACAUCAGAUACACACCGCGGUGGUGUAAAAACAUAUUUGUUGUAUUUAAAGAUAGAAACCUUUAUAAAAUAGACAUAGGCGGUCUAAAUGUCAUUAGCAACUUCAGUGCAUAGCUUGCUUAGACUUACAGGUAUGAUUCCAAACAUUUCAUAGGUUUUUGCCAAUAUUACAUGGUUCUCUGUCAUUUUAUGGUUUAUUUAGCCUUAAAAAAUGAAAAUGUAUUACAAUCGAGCCCACGUGUCAUCGUGACAGACGUACAGUUACUAUUUCCAUUGUAGGGUAACUUCACUUUACUUCUCCCUCGUUAGCUACUGUGUUCUGCACUGUAAUUUAGAUUUUCAUUCACUGUAUCAAAGGUUUAGAAAUGACUUUUUGUUCAAGUCCAAAGGAUGACUUUUUUUUUUUUUUUCUUGAAAAUAUGUGGCCUAGCCCCUUGUUACACUUUAGAACAUGUGUGUUUUCACUGAUGGACGCAUACUGUGUUGUGUAAGGAUACUACAUGAUGAAAACCAACAUGUGUGUCAGUAACAUGACAAUCACCCAACUGGAAGUCAGAUCAACAGCAUUCCAUAUAUGAAAACUGUUUCUUACAAGUAUUUAUCAGUAUGUUAUCCAGUGUGAAUAUAUUUGAAUUGACUAUUUUAUUGAUAUUGUCAUUUCAAUUCUUGUUGUUAUUAUAAUUAUUCUAUUGUUAAAGGACAUUCUGCUCCUGUAUGUUGACUGUACACCAAAGUAAAAAAAAAUCAUUUUGAUACA